This is a messenger RNA of Beta vulgaris subsp. vulgaris (sugar beet), 1402 nucleotides long. RefSeq lists its product as uncharacterized. Lineage: Eukaryota; Viridiplantae; Streptophyta; Magnoliopsida; Caryophyllales; Amaranthaceae. Bases 329 to 1003 code for a protein of 224 amino acids. Gene Ontology annotation, molecular function: translation initiation factor activity. Gene Ontology annotation, cellular component: cytoplasm; eukaryotic translation initiation factor 3 complex. The transcript is spliced from 7 exons. The record is from RefSeq and is a predicted model, not a curated record.
AAACCCAUCCAAAGACAGAGAGAGAAAGAGCACAACAACACAUUGGAGAAAAAAAGAAAAGCUGGUAACUAGCAUAAAGCCAUUAAUUCCAUCUUUUUGAGUCGUAUUUUUCUCAAACUCUCAACAGUCUUCUCUGAUUCCCACCACUUUCUCUCUCCUCCAUCCUCACAUUAUACCUUUCUAUCUUCCAUAGUUGAUAUUCCUUCCUCAUAUCUCUCUUUUGCGCUUGUAGUUACAACCAACUCGCUCGCCUUUCACAGGGUGCAGCGUUAUUUUAAGAAACUUUGAUCUUUGGCGUGACUAAACUCCUUGUCAAGCAUAUACAGACAUGGAGGACUGGGAGGAUGAUUCAGUACCACAACUUCUUAAAAAGGACCAGCCGAGAAGUAGCUGGGAUGAUGAAGAUGCUGAUGAUGAUGAUGUGAAGGAAUCCUGGGAAGAUGAAGAUGAACCCGAACCGGCACCUGCACCUUCACCAGCGAAAGCACCUGAGAAGCCCAGCAAGAAAGCUGGAUCAAAGGAACCUGCGAAGAAAGGAAAAGAAGUAGAACCAGCUAAUGAAACACCAUUGGAUCCUGUAGCAGAGAAACUGCGUCAGCAAAGGCUAGUGGAGGAAGCUGAUUACAAGUCCACAACGGAGCUGUUUGCUAAAAAGGGUGAUGACAAGACUCUGGACAAUUUCAUACCUAAAUCUGAAAGUGACUUUGCAGAAUAUGCUGAACUGGUUUCUCAUAAGCUUCGCGCAUACGAGAAAAGUUUUCAUUAUAUUGGGUUACUGAAGGCAGUGAUGAGGCUGUCAACGACUUCUUUAAAAGCCGCGGAUGCAAAGGAAGUUGCCUCCUCGGUUACAGCAAUUGCUAAUGAAAAACUUAAGGCAGAAAAAGAGGCCAAUGCUGGCAAAAAGAAAACAGGCGUAAAGAAGAAGCAGCUUCAUAUUGGUAAGCCUGAUGAUGAUUUGGCUGUUGCCGGCUAUGAUGAUGCUGAUGACUAUGAUUUUAUGUGAGCUCAAAGAGAUCCAUAAUUUCCAACACUGGAAAUUUGGUGGUUUAAUAUGAUGAAAAAUCAAGUGUUCAUUUCCUCUAUGUGCAAUCUAUUGAAUAUAUGGUUUGUGUCCAAGAGGAAGAGUUGUUCUUUAGGAUAGAAUCACAUUGCUCAGUUGAACUUAUUUGGUGCCAAUUUCACCAGAGUCGGAAGUGAUUUUUUUUGGUAUGCUUGCAUUAUUUAUCACAGAGCCCUAAUUUUGAGAUUUAUGGACAGUAGAAACCAGUAUAUCACUGGAUCUGAAAAGUGACUGCUACUUGUUUUUUACAUUCUGGGUUUUAGGUUGAUGAUACUGCAUUCCAGAAUGAUUUCGUCCGAUCUUAAGUUAUCCAUAAUUUCCUACACAUUUUUCUUUGCUCUA